Messenger RNA from Rhopilema esculentum, 4075 nucleotides. Its product is annotated as ribosome biogenesis protein BMS1 homolog. NCBI's taxonomy places the organism in Eukaryota, Metazoa, Cnidaria, Scyphozoa, Rhizostomeae, Rhizostomatidae. Gene Ontology annotation, molecular function: GTPase activity; U3 snoRNA binding; GTP binding. Gene Ontology annotation, biological process: maturation of SSU-rRNA from tricistronic rRNA transcript (SSU-rRNA, 5.8S rRNA, LSU-rRNA); endonucleolytic cleavage of tricistronic rRNA transcript (SSU-rRNA, 5.8S rRNA, LSU-rRNA); ribosome biogenesis. Gene Ontology annotation, cellular component: 90S preribosome; nucleus. The record is from RefSeq and is a predicted model, not a curated record.
GAACAAAAACGUGAUUGAAAACAUGGCGCAUGGGGUAAAGCAGUGAAAAUGGAAGACGAUUCGAAGAAAGCACACAGGAAAAGACAAGCUGGCCCUAAGGCCGAAAAAAGAGCAAAAGGAAAAUCGAAUCCUGAUAAGAAGAAUUCAAAGGCAUUUGGUUUUCAAUCAGUGAAGAAGGCAGCGAGAACUUUUCAUCGAAAACAAGACCUUGAGACUAAAAAACAGCAUGUGCCAGUUGUCGAUAGAACGCCUUUAGAGCCCCCUCCAAUAGUUGUAGGGAUUGUUGGUCCACCAAAAGUUGGAAAGACAACCCUGAUACGUUCACUGAUAAAGAAUUUCACGCGAGAGAAGUUUUCAGAUAUACGAGGACCUGUUACUUUAGUGUCGGGUAAAAAGCAGAGGAUCACUUUCAUUGAAUGCAAUAAUGAUAUCUGCUGCAUGAUUGAUAUUGCUAAAAUGGCAGAUUUGGUGCUAUUGCUUAUUGAUGCAAGUUUUGGAUUUGAAAUGGAAAUUUUUGAGUUCUUAAACAUAGCACAAGUGCAUGGAUUCCCUAAGAUAAUGGGAGUUCUAACACACCUUGAUCUCAUGAAAAACAACAAAUCGCUAAAAAAGAUUAAGAAGAAGAUGAAGCAGAGAUUCUGGACAGAGGUUUACCAGGGAGCCAAGCUCUUCAAUCUGUCUGGUAUCACACAUGGAAGUUAUUCAAAAACUGAAAUACAUAAUCUUGGGAGAUUCAUUUCUGUGAUGAAAUUUAGACCAUUAAAGUGGAGAACUACCCAUCCUCAUAUAUUUGCAGACAGGCUGGAAGAUUUAACUGACCCAGAGUCCAUUCGGCAACAACCAAAUGCAGACAGAACAGUCUGUCUAUAUGGUUAUGUUAGAGGAGCUCAUUUACGAUAUAAUUCAAAAGUUCACAUCAUGGGUUGUGGUGAUUAUAACUUGCGAGAGAUAAGCUUUCUACCUGAUCCAUGUCCUUUACCAGAAAAGGAGAAGCGAAGGUCUUUGAAUGAGAAGGAACGGCUUGUUUAUGCACCAAUGUCAGGGGUUGGUGGGGUUGUUUAUGACAAGGAUGCUGUAUAUAUUGAUCUUGGGGGCAGCAGAGAGGGCCAAAAGGCUAGAGCCAAAACUAACACGGGUAUGCAAGAAGAUGACAACGAACUCGUAUCAUCGUUGCUUGAUACUAAAUCGACAAUAGAUGCGAAGAUGUCCGCCAGUCGUCUGACUUUGUUUAAGAACUCUCAAUCGAUGAUUUCACAAGAUGUUGAAGGGGAUCUUAAGUGGACCCUGCCAUUGCAUGAGACAGUAUCAUCUGACGACAAUCGAAUAAGGCGGAAAGUUGUUUUUGAUGGAGAAGACGACGGUGAUAACGACAAAGAGAACAUGGAUGAAAAAGAUGAGAGUGACGAGGAGAACAGCGACGAUGAGAACAGCGACGGUGAUAGUGAGGGUGUGAGUGAUGACGAUAGUGAUGGCGGCGAGGAUGGCGGCGAGGAUGGCGGCGAGGAUGGCGGCGACGGAGUAUAUUUCGACGGCGAUGAAGAUCAGCCUGCUAGUAAAAAGAGUAAAAAGGAAACGUUUGAUGAAGAGAUUCAAUUUGAAGAUGACGAAGAAGACGACGAAGAGGUGGAAAUCGAUGAUUCGAAAUUUUCUAUCGAAGAUCUUGAAAAGUGGAAAGAAAACUUCAAGCGAAGGCUCCUGCCUCAGCUUAUGCAAGGACAAAACAAAACAAGGGAUUUGAAAGCGCUGAUAUACAACCAAGAUAGAAAUAUGUCUAAGCAAGGAAGGACUGACGAAGAAGAAGAUUCUAAUGAGAUGGUUGGUGGAUUGUUUUCCAUUAAGACUCCGGGAAAGAAUCUGAAUAGCACGAUACUGCACCAAAGAGAUUGCACGCGUGAGCAAUCUUGCGUGCAGUAUUCGAAUGAAGAGGAUCUCCAGAUGCUCUACGAGUCGAUUAAGAACUGUUUUGUAUCUAGGAAUUCUUCAGGAGAUCGAAAGAUGGCGGAUGAUGAGCUGAACGAAGAUGAUGAUGAUGAACUGUUUGGCGACUUCGAAGACCUUGAGGCGGGUGAUUCACUACCGAAUGACGAGCUAAACCAAGAUGAUGCCGAAUCGAGCUCUGGCUCGGAUGCCGAUGACAAAAUGGAUGACGUGAACGAGGACGAAAAACGGCGGGAAGAAAAAAUGAAUCUGAAAAAGAAUUUUGAUGCUGAGUAUGACAAUGAAACGGACAAAGAAAAGGAUGGCGACGCCUCUUACUACGAAGAGCUCAAGAGGGAGCUGAGUCAACAAGGACAGCUAAACGCACAAGAAUUCCAAGACAUGGACGACGAUGUUCGUGUACAGUACGAAGGAUUUCGUCCGGGGAUGUACGUUCGUGUUGAGAUCCAUUCGAUGCCAGCUGAAUUUGUUCAGAAUUUUGAACCCUCGUAUCCGGUUGUCCUUGGUGGUCUCCUGGCUGGGGAAGAUAACAUCGGAUUCAUACAGGCAAGAUUUAAGAAGCAUCGUUGGCAUGAUAAGAUUCUCAAGAAUCGAGACCCCAUCAUAGUGUCCCUCGGUUGGCGAAGAUUUCAGACGUUGCCUCUUUAUUCUGUGCAAGACCACAAUGGGCGACAGAGAGCCCUCAAGUACACGCCGGAACAUCUGCAUUGUUUAGCUACUUUCUAUGGGCCUGUUACACCUCCAAAUACAGGGAUAUUGGCAGUCCAAUCUGUGUCCGGAUCAAAAUCGAAAUUUCGGAUCAGUGGCACUGGGGUGAUUGUUGACCAAGACAAGUCAUCUCAGGUUGUGAAAAAGUUGAAGUUGGUUGGCACACCUCUAAAGGUUUUCAAAAACACGGCUUUCGUAAAGGGAAUGUUUAAUUCGUCUCUUGAAGUUGCUAAAUUCGAGGGAGCGGCGAUCAGGACUGUCAGUGGAAUAAGAGGCCAGAUCAAAAAGGCUGUCAAGAACGUGGACGGGGCCUUCCGUGCGACAUUUGAGGACAAAAUUUUGAUGAGUGACAUCGUGUUUUGUCGAACUUGGUACCCAGUUGCCUGCCCAAAAUAUUACAACCCUGUGACGUCAUUAUUGCUCAGCAAAGACGACAAGAAAAAUUGGACUGGUAUGCGCACUGUUGGCGAAAUAAGACAUGAAAGAGGGCUGAAAGUGGAUCAGAAUAAGGACUCGUUAUACAAGCCAAUUGAAAGGAAAACAAGGAGGUUCAACCCUCUGCAUAUUCCACAAAAGCUACAGAAGGACCUGCCUUUCAAGUCCAAACCAAAGUUAGCAAAGAAACAAAAUGGUAAAAAGCAAGAUAAACUGACAGCGGUAGUAAUGGAACCCCAUGAAAAGAAGGCCUACAAUCUAAUGAAAGAGCUGCUAACAAUUCAGAAGGACAAGGCCAAGAAACAACGUGAGUCGCUUGACAAAAAGAGGAAAGAAUUCAAAAAGAAACUUGUAAAGGACAAUGCGAGAAGAGAUGCAAAAAUUAAAGAAAAGAAGAAAAAGAUUUACAAAAUUCUAGGGCAAGAGCAGAAAAGAAAAGAAAAACUUGCAGCCAAACGCCCCUGAAUUACGUUUCAUUGGCAGAAAAAAUAUGCAGCAAAAAAGGAUAGAGGAAUUUGCCAGCUGAAAUGUUUUUUGUCUUGUCCUUGCUAUUCUUGUGAUAGAUUAUUUAUCAUCUGAAAUGCGAGUUUAAGAAACGAAAGAACAUCUCAAUAAAUGGCAUAGUAAAUUAUACUGGUUUCAUGUUUUCAGGUAUCGUGUAAUUCUUUUCGUUGCAUUACAGUCUAAACAUUUUCUGAGAAGUAAGUUUUUAGAUGUCGAAGACCUUCGGUAGUUUGAUACCUUUUUACAUAUAAAAAUAAAGUUUUGUUUUUUUGUGGAAAAACUAUUCAGAGUAUUAUUACUCUGAUGAAGGACUAUUGCUUUCAGAUAAGGGUCCUGCAAGGCUAGACACAAUCAAACCAAGUUGCGAAGUUCUUUGAAUGCAAUGCAGAGAGUGUCUAUAAAUUUUAAAAUACAUAAUCGUUUUAUUUACUACCUAAAAUCUUAAAUAAUAAAGCUAAUAAAUCUACACAUCAGAGCUACAGAUUGGUUU